AUGUUAACUUCACCUUUACUCUCCGUCUGUAACCACACCUUUUCCUACAACCCCAUCAACUACCAUCACGUCCCACCUUUAAAGUUUCAAUCUUUAGCUUUAGGAAGAUACGGAAGAACUGAAUUUUCAUCUGGGUCAUGCUCUAAUGCUUCUAGAAGAAAAAGGGUGUUGGUUAAAGGGACGGUGGGAUUGGAGGAAGGAGUUGUGGAAAGUGGGAAGAGAGUGAAUGAAAGUGAAGGGUUUGAUGCAAUUGUUAUUGGGUCUGGGAUUGGUGGGUUGGUUGCUGGGACUCAGUUGGCUGUGAAAGGUGCUAGAGUUUUGGUUUUGGAGAAGUAUGUUAUUCCUGGUGGAAGCUCUGGGUUUUAUCAAAGGGAUGGUUAUACUUUUGAUGUUGGCUCUUCUGUCAUGUUUGGUUUCAGUGAUAAGGGUAAUCUCAAUUUGAUAACACAAGCAUUGGAGGCAGUUGGCUGUCGGAUGGAAGUAAUACCUGAUCCAACGACAGUUCAUUUCCAUCUACCCAACCACCUCUCAGUUCGAGUGCAUAGAGAAUAUGAUAAGUUUAUCGAAGAAUUGACGAGUUAUUUUCCCCACGAAAAGGAUGGCAUACUCAACUUCUAUGGCGAAUGCUGGAAGAUUUUCAAUGCCCUGAAUUCGUUGGAGUUGAAGUCGCUAGAGGAGCCACUCUACCUUUUCGGCCAGUUUUUUCAGAAACCGCUCGAAUGCUUAACAUUAGCAUAUUAUUUGCCACAAAAUGCUGGAGCGAUAGCCCGGAAGUAUAUUAAGGAUCCACAGUUGUUAUCUUUCAUAGAUGCAGAGUGUUUUAUCGUCAGCACUGUCAAUGCUUUGCAGACUCCAAUGAUCAAUGCUAGCAUGGUUCUGUGUGACAGACACUUUGGUGGGAUUAACUAUCCUGUUGGGGGUGUUGGUGGCAUUGCAAAGUCGUUGGCAAAAGGUCUAAUUGAUCAGGGUAGUCAGAUACUUUACAAAGCGAAUGUCACGAGUAUUAUCACUGAGCAGAGCAAAGCCGUAGGAGUGAGGCUUUCCGAUGGCAGAGUGUUCUUUGCCAAAACCAUAAUAUCAAAUGCUACCAGAUGGGACACAUUUGGAAAGUUAAUAAAAGAAGAAUCACUUCCAAAAGAGGAAGAGAACUUUCAGAAAGUUUAUGUUAAAGCUCCGUCUUUUCUUUCAAUCCACAUGGGGGUUAAAGCAGAAGUUUUGCCACUAGAUACAGAUUGUCACCAUUUCGUGCUUGAGGACAAUUGGACCAAAUUGGAAGAGCCUUAUGGUAGUAUCUUUUUGAGUAUACCAACUAUACUCGAUUCUUCAUUAGCUCCUAAAGGUCGUCACAUCCUUCAUAUAUUCACAACUUCUUCCAUGGACGACUGGAAGGGUCUCUCGAGAAUUGAAUACGAGGCAAAGAAGCAGGUGGUAGCAGAUGAAAUCAUAAGCAGAUUAGAGAAGAAGUUGUUUCCAGGUCUUAAAUCAUCCAUCGAAUUUAUAGAGGUAGGGACACCAAAGACACAUCGACGAUAUCUAGCUCGUGACGAGGGUACUUAUGGACCAAUGCCACGCAGCAUUCCGAAGGGGUUAUUAGGAAUGCCAUUUAAUACGACAAGCAUAGAUGGUCUUUACUGUGUUGGAGACAGUUGCUUCCCUGGCCAAGGUGUUAUUGCUGUAGCUUUCUCAGGAGUUAUGUGUGCUCAUCGAGUAGCUGCGGAUAUUGGGUUGGAGAAAAAGUCACCUGUUUUAGACACCAUGCUGCUUCGGUUGCUCGGUUGGUUCAGGACACUGGCAUGA
Lathyrus sativus (Indian pea) is the source of this 1797-nucleotide messenger RNA. The record is from the annotation of a GenBank genome assembly. NCBI's taxonomy places the organism in Eukaryota, Viridiplantae, Streptophyta, Magnoliopsida, Fabales, Fabaceae.